This is a messenger RNA of Phytophthora nicotianae INRA-310, 120 nucleotides long. RefSeq lists its product as hypothetical. The transcript has a single exon. NCBI's taxonomy places the organism in Eukaryota, Oomycota, Peronosporomycetes, Peronosporales, Peronosporaceae. The record is from RefSeq and is a predicted model, not a curated record. Bases 1 to 120 code for a protein of 39 amino acids.
AUGGCCAACACCAGUCACGGAGUGCUGAAGCGAACUCCCAGAUCGCUACUACUCAUCAACAGCUUCAAAGUGAUAGAGUGCGGGGCGGUGCUGGUAUUGCCUCCGUGCCCACUGAGGUAG